AUGUUCGUCCUUCCCCCACCUCCGCCUCGCUAUACCGUCCCCGUCGCCUAUGCGGCCGGGGCGUCGAAUGGCAUGGCGGUGCCAGUUGUAGAGACCAACAAUAUCAUCAGCCAUCCUGAGGGUGGCUGUUCCUUACAAGCCGGAGAAGGCACUUACCUCCUCCGAGAUGACCUACAUUUAGCCACCCCUCCUCCACAUCCCUCCGAAGCCCCCGUCAUGAAUCCCAAUCCACUUGCGACCGUUCCGGCGCCUCCGACAUCAGGUGUCAAGCUCUCGCUGGUUAGCAUCGGUAGCCGGCUCAAGACCCCCACACCCUCCGUGGAUGGCACAGGCGCAGCAUCUUUAUUUGGAGAUGGCAAUCCAGCUCUAGCAGCACCACCUGUGAAGGAAGGAUUGAAGAGGAGGAAACCAAAGAACAAUAUCAUAAAGAGCAGCUCCUCAUUCGUCUCGCGGGUCAUUACGCAUGAGACGGCAACCAAGCGAUUGAACGAUCGGAAUCCGGAUGGUCUUUUUGCCUUUGCAAACAUCAAUCGUGCCUUCCAGUGGCUGGACCUCAGUGCUAAGCAGAAGGAAGAGCCCGUCACCAAGAUACUGUUCACCAAAGCGCACAUGAUAAGCCAUGAUAUUAAUGAGCUAACCAAGAGCACAUCACACAUAGAUGUUGUCAUGGGUUCCUCGGCUGGAGACAUUAUAUGGUAUGAGCCGAUGUCUCAGAAGUACGCACGUAUCAACAAGAACGGAGUCGUCAACAAUUCUCCUGUGACGCAUAUCAAAUGGAUUCCUGGUUCAGAGAAUUUGUUCAUGGCUGCUCAUGCGAACGGACAGCUGGUGGUAUACGACAAGGAGAAAGAAGACGCUCUUUUCACACCAGAACUGGGCAGUCCGUCGGCUGAAACGAUGAAGUCGUCGUCGGGGCGGCAACCACUGCAAAUCCUGAAAUCGGUCAACUCGAGAAAUCAGAAGACUAAUCCGGUUGCGCUGUGGAAACUCGCCAACCAGAAAAUCACGCAAUUCGCCUUCUCCCCGGAUCGCAGACACUUGGCUGUUGUCCUAGAGGAUGGAUCGUUACGAGUUAUGGAUUAUUUGAAGGAAGAGGUUCUGGAUAUUUUCCGCAGUUACUACGGAGGGUUAAUAUGCGUCUGCUGGUCGCCGGACGGGAAAUAUAUAGUAACCGGAGGCCAAGACGAUCUUGUAACGAUCUGGUCGUUACCAGAGCGCAAGAUUGUCGCACGUUGCCAGGGCCACAACUCAUGGGUCUCUGCGGUAGCUUUUGACCCAUGGCGCUGCGACGACCGUACUUACAGGUUUGGUAGCGUUGGUGACGAUUGUCGGUUGCUGCUAUGGGAUUUCAGCGUGGGCAUGCUGCACAGACCGAGAGUACAUCAAGCCAACGCCCGCCAGCGCACCAGCAUGAUCGUCUCGAACACGCAACACCUCAACCGUCACCGAGCCGAUAGCGGAGGAAACAGGACGCGAUCCGAUUCUCAGGAGACUGCAGAUACCUAUAAUAGUUAUGAUCCGACCGUUCGUCAUCCGGUGGAACCCAGAGCACGAACCGCCCUCUUACCACCGAUCAUGUCCAAAAUCGUUGGUGAAGACCCUAUCUGCUGGCUAGGCUUCCAAGAAGACUCCAUCAUGACAUCUUCACUCGAAGGCCACAUUCGCACCUGGGAUCGUCCCCGAGAAGGCAUCAACGACAACUACAGUUAUUCGCCUGCGAUCAGUGCCAGCGCCACCGGGUCUGGUCGUGCUGAUUCGAUGAUGGGAUCACUGUGA
Molecule: messenger RNA, 1776 nt
Organism: Aspergillus tubingensis
Lineage: Eukaryota; Fungi; Ascomycota; Eurotiomycetes; Eurotiales; Aspergillaceae
Product: WD40 repeat domain-containing protein
Exons: 7
Coding region: 1-1776 (591 amino acids)
Biological process (GO): carbon catabolite repression of transcription
Cellular component (GO): cell tip; cell division site; nucleus
Molecular function (GO): protein binding
Source: RefSeq, a predicted model, not a curated record